This is a messenger RNA of Sarcophilus harrisii (Tasmanian devil), 2637 nucleotides long. RefSeq lists its product as uncharacterized. The coding region runs from base 632 to 1324 and encodes 230 amino acids. The record is from RefSeq and is a predicted model, not a curated record. The transcript is spliced from 2 exons. NCBI's taxonomy places the organism in Eukaryota, Metazoa, Chordata, Mammalia, Dasyuromorphia, Dasyuridae.
CCUUCCCCUCCAAAAACUGCCUCAGGCCGGGAAAUGGGGCCGGGCUGGGCCGUCUCCAGGGCUCCUUCCUGCUCUUAAAGAGGCGAAGCGAGUUUCGCGGGAGCCUCCUGGGCCGCUUUCCCGGCGGGCCCCCCGACGAGAGGGCGUCCCCCGGACUCGGCGGCUUGUACCGUUCUGCCGGCCCGGGCACCAAGGCUGGCCCCAUGCGGGGAGCCGAGGCUCCCGGGGGGCUCCCCGGGGCCCGCAGCCUCAUCGCGCUCGCCCCCCGGCCGAGCCGCUGCAGCCAGGCAGAAAUUGGGGCGCGGCGGGUGCCUCGGGGAGGGCAGGCGGGCUGCGAAGGCAGGCCUCCCCGCCCCGGCCGCCCGCUCCCCCCGCCCUCUCUCCUCUCCGUUCCCUUUCCCCCUUUUCCUCCCCCCGCCCGGCUCCCGGCUUAGAAACCCCCAGCUCUCCUCCCUGUCACCCGAGCCUUCCCGGGCCGGGGGGGGGGCCGGGACGCACCCACGCCCUCCUCGGAGUGAGGCCGCCGAGGAGACGGCGGACGGGAGUUUCGCGGCACGAGCCCCCCCACUGCCGAGUCGGUUGGCCCUGGAGGCGGCCAGAGCUGGGGUCUAGGCGCCGGGGGGGCAGAGCCAUGGCCCUGGGCGGCGGCCUGCAGCCCGGACGGCGCGCUGGCGGCGAUCGCCGGCGGUCCGGCGGCCCUGCGGAGGAGGUGCCCGGCCGGGGCGCCCGAGCCCUGGAGCGCAGCCCCCUCCCCGGCCCGCUCUCUCUGGCCGCCUCGAUGGCGCCCCCGGCCCGUCUCCGCCUCCCGCCGCCGGCCCAGGACCCCUUCCUGCCUACCCUGGCCGGCUCCCCGGCUUCGGCCACUGCCCCGUCGGCGGCGCACGUCUGGGAGCUGGGAGCCGCCCGGCUGCUGCAGCGCUCCGACUCCCGAGCGUCGCCCCGCCGCGCCCCGCCGCCCCGCAGCCCCCAGGCCAGGCAGGCCCGAGCGGCCGCCGCCCCGCGAGCCAAGCUGUCCCUGCUGCUGCUGCGACCAUCCCCCGCCGCUCAGCCCGCCCUGGGGGGGGGGCCCCUGGCCAACAGCCUCCGAGAGGGGACAACCGGGGCCGGCUACUACAGCGAGAAGCGCAUCGCGGAGUGGAUCAAUCAGGUGAACCGCAGCCUCUUCGCUCCCUCGGGGGUCCUGGACCCUCCGGAACAGGACAAGUCCAUCGGAACGGCGCACGAGGACCCCGGGAGCCUCCCACUGCCCAGCCCUGGGGUCCGAGAAUGUCUGAGCCAGAAGGGGAGGAGCGCCACCCCCUCGUUCGACAGAAGGGGAAACUGAGGCCCAGAGAGAGACCAAGCUCGCCCGGCUCCUUGGUGGCAUUCGGGACACAAGCCACGGAUCCUUCCACUUCCCAUCUAACUUGGCCCCUCCUUCAUCCCAGGGUACGGAACACUCGAUGACCCUUUCUUCUUGCAAAGGGGGUUCUAACAGGUCAGGAGGCAGGGCCGAGGGAUUCUACCACAAAUCCCUGCUCUCUCUUUACCGCUGGAGGGGAGCGGGGCUUUCGGGAGACACUGGGAUCGGGGCCAGCAGUUCCUGCGGAGCCGGAGAAAUCCAGGGCCUGCUUUUGCUUCUGGUUUGGGGUUGGCUUGGGUGGGAACUUCCCGGGGGACACCACGAGGCUUUCCCAUGAUCCCACAGCCGGUGGGAAAGCAAAGGCUGUCCCCAAACCAGCUCUUUUACAGCCUACUUCAACUGGGCAUCCCAUCUUGUAUUUCCACGCGAAGGGGAGCUCUGCUAGCGAAGCAGCCCUUCUCUGACCUGCUAGGAUGCUCCAAGUCCUUCUAGUUGUCCCCGAGGCUGUGGCUUCCUCCAUCUCCCUGGGACUGGAAAGAUGCCCUCAGGAACCCAGCCUUAAUCCCUGGGCUGGAGUACCUGCAGACCCCAGGACGGCUGUUCUGUCUGGGAGGCGGAGGAACUUGGAUCCCAUCGAGCACCUCGCCUUCUCCCUCACUCCCGAUCGACAGAAAUUAUCGAUAUCUAAAGACCCGGUAUAAGACUGAUUCCUCCUCUUCAGAUCCCUGAAGUCCUCAUACUGACCUGUCUCUUCUCCAGACUCCUCAAGGGCGAGAUCUCCUAAUUUUGGGCAGUGAGUGGAGUCAACUGUUAGCCACAAUCUGAGAGCUCUCACCUCCCCCCCCCCCCAUAGAGUUUCUUAUCUGCCCGCCUCCUGGCGACCACCAUUGCUAGGUGACUCUCAGGAAAGUAUCGGGGUCUCCUAGCUCUGGAAGUCUGUACUUGUAACACCCCUGACUCUGGACUGUCAGACAGGCCCCAGAGGCUCACUGCCAGCAGACACAGAAUUCUACCCUCUGGGGAACUGCGUUUGAGAAGCCCCCUCCUCUCUCCCUGGGCUUCUAAGAUCUCAAACCUCAGCUCAGCAAAAUGAAGGGACCAGGAAGAGCCAGAAGCUUGUGGAUUAAUCUUGGGUGACGGGGAGUGGGUAGGGAACCUGCCUUGUUUUGCAGUAGGGGUUGUUGGGGAAUUUCUCAGCCCAGAAAUCCUAAGAUCCUCCUAAAGAGUAAUUAUUCUUGCCAACAUCUUUUUGAAUGGAGAUCAAUAAACCAAGAAGCAAAGCUAGAAGAUUAAAA